AUGGAGCCCCUCAUAGAUAGGAACAACUUCGCAGUAAGUGCUAUAGUCACCGUGGCCAUGCAGAUACUAUUCUUCACCAUCGCUUCUUUGUCUCAGAGUGAUAAAGUAACAGAUUUCACGGGAGGUGCCAAUUUUAUUAUUAUAGCAUUAUUAACGUUCUUCCUCGGCCAAGGCGGGAACACUCUCAAGAACUAUGACAGCAGGCAGCUGAUGGUGACCGCGUUCAUAUGUGUGUGGGGCGUGAGGCUGUCGGGGUACCUCAUAUACAGGAUCUAUCACAUCGGCAGAGACAAACAGUUCGAGGAUCGGAAGAGCAACACGCUGAGGUUCGCCGUCUUUUAUACAUUCCAAGCUGUGUGGGUGUAUGUGGUCAGUCUGCCUGUCAUCAUUAUAAAUUCACCGCAUCACUCAUACCCUAAGGCGCCUAAGACGAUGACGACCUUAGACUCGGCCGGAGCUGGCGUGUUCGUCAUCGGAUUGUUGAUUGAGACUUACGCAGAUUUACAAAAAUUCGCAUUCAGACAGGAACCAGCCAAUCAGGGGAGAUGGUGCAACGACGGCCUCUGGGGACUAUCACGACAUCCCAAUUACUUUGGUGAGGUCGUUCUGUGGUGGGGGAUAUUUAUAAUAUCAUUGAACAUCAUAGAAGGCGUCGAGUACAUCGCUGUGCUGUCACCGUUGUUCACGACAGCUAUAAUAUUGUUUUUAUCCGGUAUACCAUUACUAGAAAGAUCAGCGGACGAGAAGUACAGAGACAACCCUGACUAUCUGUACUAUAAAGCAUCAACGUCACCCUUCAUACCGAUACCACCCGCUAUCUACGUGGAGGUGCCGAGGUUCCUCAAGUGUAUCUUGUGCUGCGAGUUCCCCAUCUACGACUCCACGAGCGAGGAGUUCCCCGCGCCCACCAUCGUCACCGAGACCACCAGUAUAUCGAUGGUCCAGUCGCAGACAUAG
Danaus chrysippus (African queen) is the source of this 957-nucleotide messenger RNA. NCBI's taxonomy places the organism in Eukaryota, Metazoa, Arthropoda, Insecta, Lepidoptera, Nymphalidae. The record is from the annotation of a GenBank genome assembly.